AAGUGGGCCUGGAUUGGAUGAUUUUUCAUUUCAUCAGGCUAGCCGCUUUCUUAGCUUGCAUCUCAGCAGACAAAAGCGUGAUAAGCAAGGAAAAGGGAUGCUAAGUAGCCUAGUUUUCCAAAGUUGACGAUGGAAAUGGCAUGAAGCGUUGUGCAUGACCUUUAAUCAGGACACAGAAACUCGAUCAGCUGAUGACUCCUGCCGAGUAGCUGCCAUUUUCAGGUCAUUCCAGGUAUCUUUCAAACAGUCAGUCUUGAGUCAACAGUCUUGUCAGUAGCUACAAGCUGGUUGGCAAGCUUAAUGAACGAGCAAACCUUAUUCAUUACAAGCACGAUAAAUAGAUAGGAAUGGGGGAAUUGCUUCGUACUACAGUGUCAAUGGAAUUAUGAUGGCUGAUACAUGUUCAAGAGGGAUGGAAAAGGGUAGAGGAAGGAUUACAUCAGAUUCAAUGCCGAGAGGUGCAUAUCCUCAACAUUAUGUUCAGCCUGGCACACAGCAGCAGGGUAUAGAUAUUCAAGAGCUUGCCUCUAAACGUGUCGACAUACAAAAGAAAAGAUUCUAUUUGGACGUAAAACAAAGUACACGGGGACGUUUCUUGAAAAUUGCAGAGGUUUGGAUUGGCAGAGGCCGGCAUGACAACAUAAGAAAAAGCAAAUUGACGCUGUCUAUGUCAAUGGCACCAGAUUUACGGUAUUGCCUCGGAGACUUCAUCGAUUAUUACGCUCGUAUUGGGUUGCGAGGUACUUUGGUACCCCGGCCAGAGGAGCAAAGCAAUGGCCAAAGCCGCCCGCACGAUUCUCGCCGAAGACAGCAGGAUCACCACACAGCAUCUGUGUCACCUACCGGCUCUGCAACCUCGGAGGAGCAUACUCAUCGGGUCCUGAAAAGUGAAUUCAUAGAGAGAGACAAUAGAAAGUACUAUCUGGAUUUGAAAGAAAACCAGAGAGGCAGGUUCCUUCGCAUCAGACAGACGGUCAGCAGAGGACACGGCACUAUGGGUUACUACGGCCAGGGCAUUGAACAGACCAUAGUGUUGCCAGCUCAAGGGCUAAUUGAGUUCAGAGACGCACUGUCGCAGCUGAUCGAAGACUAUGGCGACGAGAACCCAGAUGAUCGUGGAAGAGGCAUAAGGAACCAUGACGAACCCCCCGAGCUUCCAGAAGCAGCAUCUUUUCGCGUGGACAACAAACGUUUUUAUUUCGACGUCGGUUCCAACCGGUUCGGUGUAUUUUUAAAGAUAAGUGAGGUACGGCAGCCAUAUAGAAACACCAUCACCGUUCCCUUAAAAGCUUGGGCUAGAUUUGGAGAGAAUUUCCUCAGGUAUGAGGAGGAAAUGCGGCGCAUUUUCACCUGCCACAGGGAAAAGAGGACGGAGCCUCGCGAGGACAGUGAGGACCAAGAGGAUUGACAUUGGCAAUGCUAAGGGUUUUAGAGGUGUCAAGGUGGUCUUAAACAAUGAAGUAAAAUAUAAACCUGACUAUCAUAGAAUAAGAUGAUAAAUGAACCUCUAUACUGUACUGUAUGACGCUUGUCAACGAGCACUUUCACAUUGUUUCUCGUGCUUCUCCAAUUUCACUCAUUUUAUAUAGGAUAAUGGCGUCUGUUUUUCCAAUGGUUCAAGGUGAUGCACAAUGAAAUGGUAGGCUAUACAAAAUUCCAAUAGAUUGUGGUCCAAUUCUGAAGCAUUGUGAAAUAUUCUAUUGUCGUUGCAGUGUCCGUUUAAGAGUCGCGGUGAUUAGUGAGCCUAAAAGUGCGCAUGUGUGUGAGAGUGAGUGAAAAGGUGUUGCCUAUGUUAUGACUUCUGUAGUUUAUUACACGGGUAGAUUUGCUGAUGGGUGCUAAACAACGCAGUUCAACCAUCAGUUAUUUUAGUUGUAAUGUCCGUCUUCGUCCAGAGUGCAGAUUAAGCAAAACUAUAGCCUAGUGGACAAUUUGGAUUCGUUUAGCGUUUGGUCACCUCACAAAUUGCUUGAAAUAGUGUAGCCUACAUGAUAUAAGGUGAAUAUUACAAUGUCCUCCAAGUAACUAUCUAAUGCAUUACCACAAAAUAAACUUUGUCAAUAAUUAUUGUUGAUCAGGCACUGAAAGUUAUAAACCAGUUGCUGCACCAUCUUAUUCCACACCCAUAACACUGUUUGAGGAAGGAUGUUUCCAGAGGACCCUGCUGAGCACAGAUGAUGAUCAGGUAGAUUAUUUCGUAACAGCACUCUCUUUGGUCAUGCUCUCAGUGAUUCACAAUAGAAAAGCUUCAAGUGAACAUUCAGAAUGAUGCCUUGAAAAAUCCUUACUUGAAAAUCUAGCUAUUAGGAUCUAUAAGAGACUAGUUUGCAUUUAGAGAUGCAACUUUAAUAGUUUGGCUAUAAAAUAUGCCCUUAUCAGUCUUGUCACAAUCCAUCUGACAGUGGUUUCCUUUCAUGCAUGUAGUGUAAGUGUGACUGAUAAUCAAUUGAUGUUUGACGUAAAACCUCUACUCAAAUUGAUUUUCUUUAUAGUUCUCUAUACUAUAUUUUUGUAUCUUGAAUCAUGCCAACAAUUUUGUGGUGCUAUGAAAAGGAACACGCAUCAUGACAUAGAUCAUUCUGUUGUAAUUUAAGUGGGUGUUCCCAAUUCCUACAAUGUUAAAAAGUACAUAAGACAUGGAGGCUGAUGUUAAAGAAGAACCUCCCUGAGCCAUUCAGUAGUUUUUGCUUGUCACUGAUGUAUUUAAACAUGGCUGGUGAUAUUUUCAACUUCCUUAUCUUUUCCCAUAUUUUGGG
This is a messenger RNA of Osmerus eperlanus (European smelt), 2756 nucleotides long. RefSeq names its product purine-rich element binding protein G (gene purg). Gene Ontology annotation, molecular function: DNA-binding transcription factor activity, RNA polymerase II-specific; RNA polymerase II transcription regulatory region sequence-specific DNA binding; purine-rich negative regulatory element binding. Bases 386 to 1408 code for a protein of 340 amino acids. Gene Ontology annotation, biological process: regulation of transcription by RNA polymerase II. The record is from RefSeq and is a predicted model, not a curated record. NCBI's taxonomy places the organism in Eukaryota, Metazoa, Chordata, Actinopteri, Osmeriformes, Osmeridae. The transcript has a single exon. Gene Ontology annotation, cellular component: nucleus.